AUGAAGAGCUUUAUAAAGGAGGAAAAAUGGGCAUUGAAGACUCUCGAUUCAUGGGGUACAAAACUUCCGGCUGGUAUUCUUGAAGGAUCACAUCUAUGGUUUGGUUCGUAUGAUGAAUGCAUUUAUCCACUUUAUUUACCAGCGAAUGAGAGUUAUGUUUCACAACCUUAUCCAACGAAAUUUUGUACAAUUUCAAGUGUACAUAUUAAUGAAAGUGACAAUGUAUUAUUUCGGAAACCAUCGUUACUCGUCGGAAUCUGCUUACCGGAAUCCUGCCAUUCAAAUGAUUUCCGAUCGCAGUCUCUGGAUCUUCAUUGCCAGUCGGAAGGAAGACAACUCUCCAUCGGUACAUUGUUAACGCUGAGCUUAAUCAUUUUGCUUACUUUCUUCGUAUGUCUUGCUGAAUUUAUUCCUCCUUUGAAGGAAUAUUCUGUUCUGUCAUCAUUGAAACGAAUCUUUUCAUUGAACCAUCAGCAUUCAACUUAUUCAUGUCUGAAUGGAAUUCGCGCACUUUCAUUAUUCUGGAUUAUAUUCGGUCAUGUGUACAUUUUCCAGUUGACCAUUAUAGACAAUCCUGUUCGAGUCUUUGACAAUCUUCGUAAUUCAUGGGUAAACCAACUCGUCAUUGGUGCUGUGUAUGGUGUGGAUACGUUCUUUUUCAUCAGUGGAUUUCUCUCAGUAUCAGUUUUUAUUCACACAUUCAACGAUCAAAAUACUUUCCAUGUUCGAUAUUUAUUUCUCUAUUAUUUCCAUCGUUACUGUCGGUUAAUUCCAACUUUAGUGUUUGUAUUAUUAAUUAGCAUGUAUUUAUCGCCAUGGAUGGGUUCAGGACCGAUAUUUCCAACGGACAAUGGUUUUGAAGUACCAGCAUGCUAUCAUUCAUGGUGGGCAACAUUACUGUUCGUUAACAAUAUCGUCUCGCCAGAAAAAGCAUGUCUACCAGUAACUUGGUACAUUGCCAAUGAUUUUCAAUUUCAUCUAUUAGCACCUCUAUUUCUCAUCCCAUUCGUGUUAAAUCGUCGUCGAUGGACUUAUGCUAUAUUGGUUCUUAUUUUACUGAUAAAUAUAAUUACUAAUAUAAGUUUGGUUAGUACACAUCCAGGUUUCGAAUCAGGAUAUAUUGCAACAACCGAAGUACCAGUUGAUUUCUUUGAAAAAGUCUAUGUCACACCUUGGUGUCGUAUUGGCGCUUUUGUCAUCGGUAUGAUGACAAAAUUAAUUCUCGAACGAUGUCACUCAACUUUAUCGUCAAUUCAAGUGAUUCUAUACACAAUAAUUUCAAUUAUUCUAGCAAUAGUUUGUAUAUAUAUUCCAUUUUAUUCAGAUUAUGUACCGAAAUUUGUUCUUAUUCUACACCAAUCUUUAUCACGGCAAUGUUGGUCGAUUGCCAUCGGCUGGCUAAUCUUCGCUUGCUGUAACAAUAAUGCUCGAUUGAUUAAUAAAAUCCUUUCAUGGCCAUUCUGGACAAUCAUCGCUCGUUUGAGCUAUUCGGCUUAUUUAAUUCAUGUGACGAUUAUUCUCGUGCACAUUUAUAAUCGGGUGACAACUAUUCAUUGCCAAACAAGUGUUAUUCUCAACAAUUUUAUUUCACUGACAUUGUUGUCCUUGUUCGUGUCCAUCUUUAUAGUUGUUCUCGUUGAAACACCAUGCAGUUUAUUCGAAAGGCGAAUACGGAAAUAUUAUCGAGAAAGAAAACCAUUAGCAACCAAUCAUCAAUCAUAUGGAACAAUCAGCUAG
Messenger RNA from Adineta ricciae, 1737 nucleotides. The record is from the annotation of a GenBank genome assembly. NCBI's taxonomy places the organism in Eukaryota, Metazoa, Rotifera, Eurotatoria, Adinetida, Adinetidae.